Messenger RNA from Branchiostoma belcheri (Belcher's lancelet), 4437 nucleotides. RefSeq lists its product as uncharacterized. Gene Ontology annotation, molecular function: oxidoreductase activity. NCBI's taxonomy places the organism in Eukaryota, Metazoa, Chordata, Leptocardii, Amphioxiformes, Branchiostomatidae. The transcript is spliced from 9 exons. The record is from RefSeq and is a predicted model, not a curated record. Bases 264 to 1703 code for a protein of 479 amino acids. Gene Ontology annotation, biological process: signal transduction.
UUUAGAAAAACAAGUAUAUUUGAAUGUCCCUAGUACACUAGUGGGAGAGUCUAAUUCGUUCUUCAUGUCAUAGCUCACGUAGCUUGAUAGGUUAGUUUCGCGUAGGAGGUCUGAGCAUAUUUGAAUAAGUAAUGUCGAAAACACUGUAUUCCUGGGGUUCAUAAUAUCACGUAGAUCACUCCAGAUAUGCUUUCAGUCGCGUCGCGGGCUGCCCAGGGCGGUUUUCGCGCCCGUUCUUUCUUACAACAGGGGAACGGCCAGGCAUGGGCUGCGGGGGCUCCUUCUAUGUGCAGCCGCCUAAGCCCGUACAGAUCAACGUUAUAGAGCCGACCAGUGUAUUUGCGGACACUGCACCUCAAAGUGACAGUCAAGACACCCAGUUUUCCUUAAACGUCAAAUACAGUCAACAGAGACACACGGCCUCAAGUUCAACUUCCAAGGAAAGGCUACUGGAUUCGAGCCCGUCAACGUCUUUUUUACCAAACAAACCGGAAGACAACAUGGCGUCAUCACAGGACACAGACAUCAUGAUAAGUGGAGAUGGAAAUGACCGGGACUUCAUCAAAUUUUUGUCCAGCCAGUUGAGUAGAGAAGGGCUGAGGGUGUGGAAUGAGGAAACAAAAGACUCCAACCCUUCCCAGCGAGCACAAGCCAUAGUAGAGGCAAAGGUCUUCGUCAUAGUGUUGAGCAGCAACGCGGUCCAGUCUCAGCACUGCACUGACGAGGUGUCGCUGGCCUACAUCUCCAACAAAGCCAUCUUCCCGGUCGCUAAGGAACCCUUUGAUAAGAUCUACAAGGAUCUAGCGUUUGGCAUGAAGCUGACUCUUGCCAAGCUGAACUGGAUGUUUUUCACUAGUGAUGAGGAGAGUCAGAAGAGUUUCCCCACCCUGGUCACCACCAUCAGGUCCUCUCUCAACAAACUCUCCAAAACCGAAGGAGUGGUGUCCACAUACGAGGUCAGUCAACUGUACGUGAAGACAGAGGAAACCCAAGAGAAACAGCCAGGAUUCUGGGAGAGGAAGUUUGGAAACGUGAGGACGAACAUUCCGUGGGUCGAGUUCAAGAGGGCAUUCCUGGAGGAGUACCAGCGGAAGCUGGACAAACAUUUUCCGGGAAAACAGCAGGAAUUUCUGAUGAGACUGAUCAACGUGGACCUUCUAGAGGGAAGCCAGAGAUUUCAUCGUGAGGCGUAUGAUAAUUUUUGUGGGACACAGGUCAAUGAACCCCACGGUUUUUACAGCAGAGUUAAAGAGUACUGUGGCAGUAAACAGGCGAUGAGGGAGGUCUUCGGUAUGGACUCCACAGUUCGCCUCUCUGCAAUACAGAAUCUGGGUAAAUUCAAGACACCUGGUGUGGUAUCUUCUCUGAAGAAGCUUCUGGCAGAUGAAGACCCCAACAUCCGGGCUGUGGCAGCUAUCGCUCUUGGCAAGACAGGUACAUGUACACCAGACAUCGUCCAAGCACUGGUGGACCUGCUGAAGGAUGAAGACAGGCUGGUACGGGAGAGUACCUGUGUGUCGCUGGGUUACCUACAGGCUCAGGAUGCUGUGCCUCAUGUCAUUAAUGCCUGGAGAAACGACCCAAUCUCGCACGUCCGAGAGGCGGCGCAGGCAGCCCUGCGUGUGAUUGGUGGAGACGAGGCAGACCAGGCCGUGCACAUCACACAGGUGCUGACCAGAGAGAUGAACGACCUGGCCAAGUGAUCAGCAGGGGAAAGUUUCUCCUUUUAAAAAACCCUGCCACACAAUCAAAACGUUCCAGCGGACAAAUGUUGGCUUAAGUUUGGGACCAUACUACCUUGCUAUAUGACUCUGAUAGAGUCGGACAAUCUGGCCAAGUGAUCAGCCGGGGAAAGUUUCGUUUGAUUCCCGUUAGAACAUUCCAACACCAGCUGAGCAUGAUUAGGAUGUCAUAUCUUUUGAUAUUUUCUUGUAAUGAAAAAACAUUCUAUCAGUAUGUACAUGUAUAGUUAUCAUGGAACAAAGCUGUACAGUACAUUUGUCAUUUUUAUGAAUUCUAGUCUUUUUGAACAUUAUGAUUAUGACCAAGGUCAGCUGACAUCGGGACCAGAUUUAGGCCACAACUACCUUUCUAUAUGAAUCGGAUAGAAUUUGUGUUAAAUUUGAGUUGAAUUUGACCACCCUGAAAACUGCUGACUGACAUUAAACUUGGAGAAAAAUUCUAUUUAUUGGAAGAAGCAUAUUCAUUUUCAGGGCCUUGGAAAUCUAUUUGUGUUUCUAUGAUAAGUUUAGAUGUAUUUAAACCUAUUCUGUAUUGCCUAUGAGGAACAUGGCUGACACGAUUAGGAUGUCAUAGCUUUUGAUAUUUUCCUGUAAUCAAAAACAUUUUGCCAGUAUGUGGGUAUCAUGGAACAAAACUGAGUGUACAGUAUUUUGUCAUUGUUGUGAAUAGAAUUCUUUGACAGAUUUGUAUCUAAAAGCGGUACUAAGCUUUUUUUGUGUCAGAUGUGUUAUACGAUGUACAAAGUUUUUUUUUAUCGUGAAGUGUCUUGGCUUGAGUGUAGCUACUGCUAUGUAUAGAAAAUGUGUAUUUUUGUUCAUUAUCCAGUUUGGAAGUGUUAUGUAUAGAGAGUUUACAUCAUACAAUCAAGAAUUGCAAGUCAUUGCAUACACUACUGCAGAGGACUUUGUCUAUUUUUAAAUAUUAUGAUGUAGUUAAAUAAUAUAAUACAUGUACAUGUAUAUGCUGAAUACUGCAGGGAAUAUUGCAGAGUAAAGUUUUUAUCGGGACAAAAAGUUUUCUGUAUGGUAUUUAUUGAACAAGUCAAAAAUGCUGGAUCAACAUGACACAUUACAUAUAAAACAUAAACUUCACAUACAGCAGUUGGUUCUUACAAUGGAUGAAAUAAACUCUUCUCUGAACUUUUUAUACACAAGUUCAAAAUGAUUGCCAAGACAAUAAAUAGAUGAUAUAUAUAUAUAAUAUAUACUUAAAAACAUGACACAAAUACAAAGUAAGCAACAUUAAUGUUCCUAACAUUUAGUCUACGAAAAUUAAAUGGUACAAAUUUUGCCUGACAUAGUUUACACCAUCAUUGGCACUGCUAAUUAUUACUAGUCUUUAGAGUAAAAACUGUUUUGAUACAAACAACCACAAAAUAUUUGCAACCAAGAAGAAAACAGCAUCACAACUAACUGUUUUAAUAAUGUGUUCCUAUUUACUAACUCCCAAGUAUCUAGCACGAGGGGUUCUCUAAUACAGUGUAUCUACAUGUACAAGGAGGUUCCUUUUUGAACCUCCUUGGUAUCUAUAAAAUGAAGAUCAUAUAGGCUAAGCACAAGUCACAUUUUAGGUAAAAUGUCUCAUACAUGUACUGCCAGCUGUAUAAUACAAACAAAAAAGGUUGGUUAUAAAAAUGGAAGUAAAAGCUGUGUGGGUUACAAUGGCGUCAUUUGGGACCUGAUAAUACACCAAUAACUAGAGAGUGUGGCCUCGCCAGUGUGGACCCACUGGAUAGAGCUGCUUGGAGGUGCAGUGUGAAGUUUAGCCAGCUGCUGCCAACCCGUGUCAGGGACCCCACAGCAGUAUAAUCAAAGACUAAUACACAGAGUAAGGUUUGCCUGCCAUGCUUUAAUCUAUUUUACAUACCUGGAUUGGAAGCACCUUUGGAGGUAUAUGCACCAGUACUAGACUAAGUGCAGAAUUCGUUGUGCGGUGUAUAUAGUAGUAUACAUGUACUAUGUUACAUGUAUGUAUACAUGUACCAGUCCUGUAUUUUGACACUUAGAAUGUUGUGCAUUUUUUAAAGGCAUUUUCAAGCUAUACGAUUAUCAUACUGUUUCUUAUGGCAUGUUGUUCCACAUUGUAUUCUUGCACUACAGUAGUCAUCCCAGCAUAUACUAUUAAUACCUUACAGUCUAAAUACUAACUAAUACGUUAAACUUCUGAAAACCAUGCCUUGCCUUUAGUAAGUAUGUACAACUUGGCCACAGUUAGAGAUAGACAGUUACACUCCCCGAAACGUUCUGACAAUCUUCAGUCUCAGACUGCUAGUAAAAAAACAGAACAGGACCACAGUGUGUGUAAUCCUUAUUGUAAAAGCCGGCUCUAGUCAGAGGGUUACUACUUGAAUUAUUCUAGACAUUAAACUACAGAUGGUGCUAUACAUACAUGUAUACAACCUAUAGGCUUGAUGAACAAGUUUUAUCACAUUAAAACCCUACAUUUAUGAGACACAUGGCAUCACACAUAGGUUACAUGGUUAUGUUGCGUGAAAUGAACACUGUCUCCUAGAGAAAUAGUACAUUUCCUGUCCUGUUCCAAUCUCCAUCCAGACUUUCCUCUCAAAAUCCAUGUUAGGGGGAGGGGGGCAGUGAUGGUAGUUUGUCGCUUGGGAAGCAUGAAGGAAGCUUUUUUUUUUGACUGAGGUUACAUUUUUUUACUUUGAGCAUGAUGUUCCACUGAUGUUCCACAGAC